This is a messenger RNA of Dermochelys coriacea (leatherback sea turtle), 7294 nucleotides long. RefSeq names its product dedicator of cytokinesis 11 (gene DOCK11). NCBI's taxonomy places the organism in Eukaryota, Metazoa, Chordata, Testudines, Dermochelyidae. Bases 243 to 6290 code for a protein of 2015 amino acids. Gene Ontology annotation, molecular function: guanyl-nucleotide exchange factor activity. The transcript has 53 exons. Gene Ontology annotation, biological process: positive regulation of GTPase activity; small GTPase-mediated signal transduction; positive regulation of filopodium assembly. The record is from RefSeq and is a predicted model, not a curated record.
CGGCGGCGGCAGGAGGGGCCCUGCGAGCGGCCGCCGAGCCCGGUACCAGGCCGAAGUGAGGACAAUUCACCAAGCGGCCCGCCAAGCCGGGCACGGCGGCCGGGCGCGGCAGAGCGUCUCGGAGGCGGUGCGCAGGCUCGCUGCUGCUGGAAAAAAUCAAAGUGGUUGAACCCCUGGACUACGAGAAUGUGGUCCAGCAAAGGAAAGCCCAGAUCUACAGUGAUCCUCUCCGCGAUCUGCUCAUGUUUCCAAUGGAGGAUGUGUCUAUCUCAGUGAUAGGUCGCCAGCAGAGGACUGUCCAGUCUACGGUGCCAGAAGACGCUCAAAGGAAGGCUCAGAAUCUCUUUGUCAGAGAGUGCAUUAAAACGUACCACUCAGACUGGCAUGUGGUGAACUAUAAAUAUGAAGAAUACUCGGGUGACUUCCGGAUGUUGCCGUGCAAAUCCUUUAGACCGGAGAAGAUUCCAAACCAUAUAUUUGAGAUUGAUGAAGACAUUGAGAAGGAUGAGGACUCUUCCUCGUUGUGCUCUCAGAAGGGUGGAAUCAUCAAACAAGGCUGGCUGUACAAAGCAAAUGUCAAUAGUACAAUCACUGUUACCAUGAAGGUAUUCAAGAGACAGUAUUUUUACCUCACGCAACUGCCGGAUGGUUCCUAUAUUCUGAAUUCCUAUAAAGACGAGAAAAUUUCAAAAGAAUCCAAAGGCUGCAUCUUCUUGGACGCUUGCAUUGACGUUGUUCAGUGCCCCAAAAUGCGCCGCUAUGCAUUUGAACUCAAGAUGCUAGAUAAGUACAGCCACUAUCUGGCAGCUGAAAGUGAACAAGAAAUGGAGGAGUGGCUGGUAACUCUGAAAAAGAUCAUUCAGAUCAAUACGGAGAGUUUGGUACAAGAGAGGAAAGACACAGUGGAGUCUGUACAAGAUGUUGACUCGAGCAGCCAAGGGAAAUCGGAAAACAUCCUGGAGAGCUUGGAGAGAAGCAUGCAUCCUAAGCUGAUGAAGUAUGGAAGAGAAACUGAACAGCUGAAUAAAAUAAGCGGAAAUGAUGGACGACAAAACCUCUUUUCCUUUGCCUCGGAAGUCCAGAGGCUGGACUUCUCUGGAAUUGAGCCUGAUGUAAAGCCCUUUGAGGAAAAGUGCAGCAGGCGCUUUUUGGUGAACUGUCAUGAUUUAACCUUCAACCUCCUGGCUCACGUCUGUGACCGAUCCGAGGGCUCCCCCACAAACGUCGAGCCUUUUUUCAUCAGCCUGGCAUUGUUUGACGUAAAAAACAGUUGCAAGAUUUCAGCUGACUUCCAUGUCGACUUGAAUCCUCCCUCGGUCCGUGAAAUGCUCCUGGACAGCUCCACCCAAGCAACUGGUGACAGUCACCCCAAGGGGACUUCGACCAAUGAGCACCUCAUUCACGGAAUUCCUGAAUCUCACCUGCGCUACAUAAAGCAGGGAGUUUUCUCCGUGGCAAACCCCCAUGUGGAGAUAUUUCUUGUUGCCCGUGUGGAGAAAGUGUUGCAAGGCAGCAUUACACACUGUGCGGACCCGUACAUCAAGAACUCCGACCCGGAGAAGGUACCAGAUAAGACUGCCCAGAAGGUUCAUAAGUUGGCUAAGCAGGUGUGUAGUCGGCUUGGGCAGUACAGGAUGCCCUUUGCUUGGGCUGCCAGGCCAGUUUUCAAAGACUCUCAAGGUACUCUGGAUCUUGAUGGGAAAUUCUCUCCUCUCUAUAGACAAGACAGUGGCAAACUCUCUAGUGAGGAUCUGCUGAAGCUGCUGGCAGAGUUUAGGAAGCCAGAGAAGACAAAACUCCAGGUUAUCCCAGGCCACUUAAAUAUCACUAUCGAGUGCAUCCCUCUGGAAUUCUCAAAUUGUGUUACUGCCUCUUACAUCCCUAUAAAGCCUUUUGAAAAGGGCCAUGAGAACAUCACCGUUGAGGUGGAGGAGUUUGUCCCAGACGUGGCGAAAUACUGUUAUCCCUUCACUAUUUACAAAAAUCAUCUCUACGUGUACCUCUUGCAUUUAAAAUAUGACAACCAGAAAACAUUUGCAAAGGCAAGGAAUAUUGUGGUCUGCAUGGAAUUCAAGGACUCAGAUGAAGCUGAUGCCCAAGCUUUGAAGUGUAUCUAUGGCAAGCCUGGAGGACCCCUCCUGACAACAAAUGCCUAUGCCAUUGUGUUGCAUCAUAACCAAAGUCCAGAAUUCUACGAUGAGAUUAAAAUUGAGCUUCCAAUUCAUCUCCAUCAAAAGCAUCAUUUGCUCUUCACCUUCUAUCAUGUCAGCUGUGAAAUUAACACCAAGGCAUCAAUGAAAAAACAGGACUCCAUUGAAACUCCAGUGGGAUUUGCCUGGCUCCCUUUGCUGAAGGAUGGUCGAAUUAUCACCUUUGAGCAGCAUUUACCCGUUUCAGCCAAUCUUCCACCGGGCUACCUGAGCCUUGGGGACAUGGAGUUGCGCAGGCAGCCGAACGUUGAUGUUAAAUGGGUCGAUGGAGCAAAGCCACUGUUGAAGAUCAAAAUCCACUUGGAGUCAACCAUUUACACCCAGGACUUGCACCUGCACAAAUUCUUCCAGUACUGCCAGCUGGUUCAGGCAGGAGCUAAAGAAGUUCCAGGAGAGCUUGUUAAAUAUCUAAAGUGUUUGCACGCCAUGGAGAGCCAAGUGAUGAUCCAGUUUCUACCAGUAAUUCUUAUGCAACUGUUCAGAGUCCUCACAAAUGUGAGCCAGGAGGAUGAAGUAGCUGUCAACUGCACCAUGGUUCUUCUCCACAUCGUGUCCAAGUGCCAUGAGGAAGGUCUAGAUCAUUACUUACGGUCCUUCAUAAAGUACGGCUUCCGUGCAGAGAGACCCAGCACCUCACAGGCGAAGACGACCCAUGAAAUCCUGGCCAUCACAAUGGUCACAGUGCUAAAGCAGUCGGUAGAUUUUCUAGCCAUCAAUAAGCUGCUCAAGUACUCCUGGUUUUUCUUUGAAGCACUGGCAAAGUCAAUGGCAAUGUACCUGUUAGAGGAAAACAAAAUCAAGCUUCCCAGAGCCCAGCGGUUUCCUGAACCCUACCAUCGGGUUUUACAGUCACUGCUUCUUGCCCUAAUUCCCCACGUGACUAUUCGCUACAGUGAAAUCCCCGAGGAGUCAAGGAGUGUCAGCUUUAGCUUGGCCAGCUUCCUGAAGCGCUGCUUGACAUUUAUGGACAGAGGGUUUAUUUUUAACUUGAUAAAUGACUACAUUUCUGGAUUCAGCCGCAAAGACCCUAAGAUACUGGUUGAAUUCAAGUUUGAAUUUCUGCAAACAAUUUGCAAUCACGAGCAUUACAUUCCUUUAAAUUUACCUAUGACCUUUGCCAAACCAAAACUUCAGAGAGUUCAAGAUGUAAAUCUUGAAUACAAUUUAACCGAUGAGUAUUGCAGGCAUCACUUCUUGGUGGGGAUGCUACUGAGGGAAACCGCUCUUGCUCUGCAGGACAAUUACGAUAUCAGAUUUACAGCCAUCACUGUGUUAAAGAAUCUGUUAAUAAAGCAUGCGUUUGACAAUAGAUACCAGCAUAAGAACCAGCAGGCGAAAAUAGCCCAGCUGUAUCUGCCACUGGUUGCACUGCUCCUAGAGAAUAUCCAGCGAGUGGCUGGCCGGGACACCCUAUACUCCUGCACAGCCAUGUCUAAUUCUGCAUCCAGAGAGGAGUUUUUGUGUAAUUUUACAUCCCCUUCAAACAGAUCGAGUCUGAUUGUGGAGAAAGAUACAGGCUAUGGUACGGUACUUCCGAACGGCCACAGUAUGAAAAGAGAGGACUCGAAAGGAUCUCUGAGUUCAGAAGGGGCAACGGGUUCUCCUGAUCAGUACAACACCGGGGAAAAUAGCCGGAGAAGUUCCACGAGGAGUAACGUGUCCCAUCACAGUAGGCUGGACCAGUAUGAGAUCAGGAGUCUCCUAAUGUGCUACCUCUAUGUCAUUAAAAUGGUCUCUGAAGAUACACUUCUCACCUAUUGGAACAAAAUAUCAUCCCAUGAGCUGAUAAAUGUCCUCGUACUUCUGGAAGUCUGUUUAUUCCACUUCAGAUAUGCAGGGAAGAGAAAUAUAGCCAGGGUUCACGAUGCCUGGUUAUCAAAGCAUGUCGGAGUUGACAGGAAGUCACAGACAAUGCCUGCCCUUCGCAGCAGAGCUGGCCUCAUGCAGGCCCGGCUACAGCACCUGACCAGCUUGGAAAGUUCAUUUACGCUCAAUCACAAUGCUGGCACCUCAGAAGCAGACAUUGUGCACCAGGCCUUACUGGAAGGCAAUACGGCCACAGAAGUUUCCCUAACAGUCCUGGACACCAUUUCUUUUUUCAUCCAGUGUUUCAAGAAUCAGCUCUUAAACAACGACGGCCAUAAUCCACUCAUGAAAAAGGUUUUUGAUAUUCAUCUCGCCUUUCUCAAAAACGGGCAGUCAGAAGCAGCUCUGAAGCAUGUCUUCGCUUCCCUGAGAGCUUUCAUUAGCAAGUUUCCCUCAGCAUUUUUCAAAGGAAGGGUGACCAUGUGUGCAGCCUUGUGCUAUGAGGUCCUGAAGUGCUGCACCUCGAAGCUAGCCUCCACCAGGAAUGAGGCAUCGGCACUCCUGUAUCUUUUGAUGAGGAACAACUUUGAGUUCACUAAAAGGAAAACCUUUCUGAGAACACACCUGCAGAUAAUAAUUGCAGUGAGCCAGUUAAUAGCAGAUGUGGCACUAAAUGGAGGAUCGAGGUUCCAGGAGUCAUUAUUCAUCAUUAAUAACUUUGCAAACAGUGACAGGCCUAUGAAGGCAACUGCUUUCCCCUCAGAAGUCAAAGAUUUGACCAAAAGAAUCCGUACUGUGCUUAUGGCUACCGCUCAAAUGAAAGAACACGAAAAGGACCCUGAAAUGUUGAUCGAUUUACAGUACAGCUUAGCCAAGUCCUAUGCUAGUACCCCAGAGCUCAGGAAAACGUGGCUGGACAGCAUGGCAAAGAUCCAUGUCAAAAAUGGAGAUUUUUCAGAGGCUGCCAUGUGUUAUGUCCAUGUAGCAGCCCUUGUUGCAGAGUUUCUUCACAGAAAAAAAUUGUUCCCUAAUGGAUGCUCAGCCUUUGGGAAAAUUACGCCCAAUAUUAAUGAAGAGGAAGCAAUGAAAGAAGAUGCUGGGAUGAUGGAUGUUCACUACAGCGAGGAAGUCCUAGUGGAGCUGCUGGAACAAUGUGUAGAUGGCCUGUGGAAGGCAGAACGUUACGAAACGAUUUCAGAGGUUUCCAAACUGAUCAUUCCAAUUUAUGAAAAGCGCCAUGAGUUUGAGAAACUUACUCAGUUGUACAGAACACUUCACGGAGCUUACACUAAAAUAUUGGAGGUGAUGCACACAAGAAAAAGACUUCUAGGAACCUUUUUCCGAGUGGCCUUUUAUGGACAAACUUUCUUUGAAGAAGAGGAUGGCAAGGAAUACAUCUAUAAGGAACCCAAGCUGACGGGCCUGUCGGAGAUCAACCUGAGACUUCUUAAACUUUAUGGAGAAAAAUUUGGAGCAGAGAAUGUAAAAAUUAUCCAAGAUUCAAAUAAGGUCAAUGUCAAAGAUCUUGAUUCCAAAUAUGCUCAUAUUCAAGUGACUUAUGUGAAGCCCUACUUUGAAGACAAAGAGCUCUCUGAAAGAAAGACUGAGUUUGAAAGAAAUCACAACAUUCGCAGAUUUGUGUUUGAAUCUCCUUAUACCUUAUCUGGGAAAAAACAUGGCUCUGUGGAAGAGCAGUGCAAAAGACGGACUAUUCUAACUACUUCAAACUCGUUUCCAUAUGUGAAGAAGAGAAUUCCAGUAAAUAACGAACAACAGGUUAAUCUCAAGCCCAUUGAUGUUGCUACUGAUGAGAUAAAAGACAAGACAGCAGAGCUGCAAAAACUCUGCUCUUCCAAUGAGGUUGACAUGAUCCAGCUGCAGCUCAAGUUGCAGGGUUGUGUUUCUGUACAGGUUAAUGCUGGUCCGCUGGCCUAUGCUAGAGCUUUCCUGAAUGACAAUCAGUCCAGCAAAUAUCCCCCUAAGAAGGUGAAUGAGUUAAAAGAAAUGUUCAGGAAAUUUAUACAGGCCUGUGGACUUGCUCUGGAACUCAAUGAGCAGCUCAUUAAGGAAGACCAAGUAGAGUACCAUGAAGGACUAAAAUCAAACUUCAGAGACAUGGUGAAAGAGCUUUCCGACAUCAUCCAUGAACAGAUGUACCAAGAAGAUACUAUGCAUUCUCCCUGGAUGCACGACUCCUUACAUGUUUUUUGCGCCAUCAGUGGAACAUCUGGUGAAGGAGGUUAUGGCUCGCUUAGAUCCACUGCCGAAAUAUAAAGAGAUUUAGAAGUAAAAGUGACACUUUACAGAUAUUUCUCAGGAAUACUUGGAGCUGUGCAAAGUUUGUUAAAAUUCAAAUGAGUGACUAGUAUACAUUCAGUAUUUUUCCCCCCCCAAAUUAACAUGCUUUCAAACAGUGUUCUCGCUUAUUUUGCUGAGCAACAUUGAAAGUGCCCGGACAAUUGCAGCACUGUGCUUGUUUUGUACUUUUUUAGUUAAAUAUAUACAGUACACUGAAAGGCAUUUAUCAAAGUAUGUACUGAAUUGCUUAAUUAUGAGUUGAAAUUGUAAUGGUAGACUGUAAAGUUGUAAUAUGGAAUAUAAUAAAGUGUAAAACCACUUUGUAAGUAGAAAGUGGAGUACAGCAUAUAGAAAUUACCCCUCUGCAAUAUUUGUUGCUAUAUUCCCAGUCUCUCGUGCGCAUGGGGUAUGCAGGUUGGUGUGGAAGUCAGCCUGUCCUCGGAACACUUGUGAGCAGGAGUGGUGGUGCCAGUCAUGUGAAAACGUUUUCACUGCCCCAUCCCACAGCAGUCAAGCCUCCAAUAUAUUUUUAAAAGGCUGAAUGGUAUGGUGGUACAGCACUUCCUAGAAGCUGGUACCUAGGGCAACAGCCCUGCUCACCCAUCCCUAGAAAUGUCCCUGCUCCGGAGAGAUCCUGUCUUGCUAGAAAGUGAUUUAGGCUGUAUAUGCUACUUAUGCACCAAUAGGCAUUACUAUACAAUAGCUAUAUUUACUUAGUUUGAAUCCUGCAUAGAUCACAUUUAACACCUAAUGCAGACACCACAUAGUCCACGAAUAGACGGUCUGUCAGGUGAAUUGGGAAUCCUCGUUGAGCCUCUGGGAGACUUACCUCAGCUGGCUUUUUGCCUCUCUUACACUGUCUGCUUGAGAAACGGUCAUUAUGACUAAGCAAGAUCUCUGAUAAUACAAUCCUUUGUUUAUAUAACUCUUCCUCUUUAUCAUUCAUGGGAUAGAAGCUGAAUAAACCUUGAGAGAUCCUG